Messenger RNA from Aspergillus ruber CBS 135680, 654 nucleotides. RefSeq names its product Tim17/Tim22/Tim23/Pmp24 family protein. NCBI's taxonomy places the organism in Eukaryota, Fungi, Ascomycota, Eurotiomycetes, Eurotiales, Aspergillaceae. The record is from RefSeq and is a predicted model, not a curated record. The coding region runs from base 1 to 654 and encodes 217 amino acids. Gene Ontology annotation, cellular component: peroxisomal membrane. The transcript has 6 exons.
AUGGAGGCGCUGAUGUCUCGUCUGGAUGCUAUCGUCUUGGAUCGUGAUCUUGCGCCUUUGCUGUCUUUGCUCAAGGGUGUUCGAAAUGGUGUCGUCUACGGGUCGAAAGUGCGCUUUCCGCACGCUUUGGUGAUGAUAUUCCUUUUCCGCUCCGGAACCCUCCGCGAAAAGGCCAAGCUCGUCCUGAAAGCCACGCAAACGCACGCCCGUAACCUCGCAACAUUCGCUCUCAUAUACAAGAGCUCCAUGCUCGCGCUGCGAAACCUAAACACAUCCAGUGCUGGGAAGGAGAACCGUUACGAUAGCUUCUUUGCAGGUUUACUAGGAGGAUACGCUGUUUUUGGCCGGAACCAGACAAGCGUCACCCAGCAGAUCGUCAUCUACGUCUUCGCCCGCGUGGCCCUUUCCCUCGCCAAACUCUCCGUUGAACCUAACAUGCACCCGCUCUCGCACCUCAUCACCCCCGAAGCUCGUUCCCAGAUCAAAAACAAUGCAUGGCCGGUCUUUGCAAGUCUCAGCUGGGCUUCUGUAAUGUACAUCUUCCGCUGGUAUCCGGAGACGCUUGUUUCGAGUUUGAGGAGCAGUAUGGUUUACAUCUACGCGGACUCAGACCACUGGAACUCGUUCCGGAACUUCUUAAUACACAAUAAAUAG